CAGCAGCAGCAGCAGCAGCAGCAGCAGCAGCAGCAGCAGCAGCAGCAGCAGCAGCAGCAGCAGCAGCAGCAGCAGCAGCAGCAGCAGCAGCAGCAGCAGCAGCAGCAGCAGCAGCAGCAGCAGCAGCAGCAGCAGCAGCAGCAGCAGCAGCAGCAGCAGCAGCAGCAGCAGCAGCAGCAGCAGCAGCAGCAGCAGCAGCAGCAGCAGCAGGCAGCACAGCAGCACCAGCAGCAGCAGCAGAGCAGCAGCAGCAGCAGCAGCAUUAUAGUCGAAAGGAUGAGGCCAAAGAAAGCUUAG
Molecule: messenger RNA, 297 nt
Organism: Dermacentor silvarum
Lineage: Eukaryota; Metazoa; Arthropoda; Arachnida; Ixodida; Ixodidae
Product: ataxin-8-like
Exons: 2
Source: RefSeq, a predicted model, not a curated record